Messenger RNA from Harmonia axyridis, 902 nucleotides. Its product is annotated as calcium load-activated calcium channel. Gene Ontology annotation, biological process: endoplasmic reticulum calcium ion homeostasis. The record is from RefSeq and is a predicted model, not a curated record. NCBI's taxonomy places the organism in Eukaryota, Metazoa, Arthropoda, Insecta, Coleoptera, Coccinellidae. The coding region runs from base 126 to 677 and encodes 183 amino acids. Gene Ontology annotation, molecular function: calcium channel activity. Gene Ontology annotation, cellular component: endoplasmic reticulum; endoplasmic reticulum membrane; cytoplasm. The transcript is spliced from 3 exons.
AGUUGUAACCUUAAUUUUCCGGACCCUGAAUCAAAAGGAAUAUGAUUUUCAGAUUUUCUAGGAAAUAAAAUUAUUUAUUAAGGAAUAAAAAAUUUGCGCACAUAUACAUUCAAAGUUCAGACAAAAUGUGGGCAGAUACUCUUCUUAUUGUUUUCAUUUCGAUUUGUACAGCGUUUUUAGGAGAGGGAUUAACUUGGUUAAUGGUUUAUAGAACAGAAAAAUAUCAAAAAUUAAAAGCUGAGGUGGAAAAGCAGAGUAAAAGACUGGAAAAAAGGAAAGAAACUCAUGGAGAUUCUUUGGACAAACAACAUAAAAAAAAAAUUGAAAGAGAGGAGGAAAGAUUGAAAAAUAAUAAUCGUGAUUUGUCUUUUGUAAAGAUGAAAUCUAUGUUUGCCAUUGGUUUUGCGUUUACUGCGUUGUUGAGUAUGUUUAAUAGCAUAUUUGAUGGUAGAGUAGUGGCCCGAUUGCCAUUUAUGCCUCUAACAUGGAUUCAAGGAUUAAGUCAUCGUAAUCUUCCAGGGGAAGACUAUUAUGAAUGCUCUUUUAUAUUCUUGUAUAUUUUAUGCACUAUGUCUAUCCGACAAAAUAUUCAAAAAUUAUUAGGGUUUGCCCCAUCUAGAGCUGCAAGUAAGCAAGGAAAUGGGUUAUUUGGUCCAGCUCCUGGCCAAUUCAAAUAAUUUUGAUAAAUGUACAAAAUCCAGUUUCCUAAUUUUUCUCUUUACCCAUCUUCUCAUUAUUUUUUGAAUGAGUAUCUACGUGUAUAUUGGCAAUGCAUCUAUAGUUUAUGUAAAAAGACAUAAUAUAAAUUUUAUAUAUACUGUAAGAACUAAAUAAUUUAAAUGUUUUAUUUAAAUUUCCAAAAAUGUUCAAACAUCGAUCAUAAAUAAAUUCAAUUAAAAGUC